This is a messenger RNA of Acanthopagrus latus (yellowfin seabream), 2852 nucleotides long. It is a transcript of the gene cacng2a, whose product is annotated as calcium channel, voltage-dependent, gamma subunit 2a. Bases 1579 to 2565 code for a protein of 328 amino acids. Gene Ontology annotation, molecular function: voltage-gated calcium channel activity; channel regulator activity. The record is from RefSeq and is a predicted model, not a curated record. Gene Ontology annotation, cellular component: voltage-gated calcium channel complex; AMPA glutamate receptor complex; postsynaptic density membrane. The transcript has 4 exons. Gene Ontology annotation, biological process: regulation of AMPA receptor activity; neurotransmitter receptor transport, postsynaptic endosome to lysosome; neurotransmitter receptor internalization. Lineage: Eukaryota; Metazoa; Chordata; Actinopteri; Spariformes; Sparidae.
ACGAGGAAGAAGAAGAAGAAGAAGAGGGAGAAGAAGAAGAAGAAGAAGAAGAAGAGGAGGAGGAGGAGGAGGGUGAUUGCAACAUUCAUCAGAAUUUAUUUUUCUUCCUAUUACAUGGCGCAAGGGCUGUACAAACGGGACCGUCCUGGGUGUGAUACUGCCACGGUGAUUUUGGAUAUUCAAGCAGCAGCAGCGGCAGCAGCGGCGGCGGCGGCAGCAUCCUCCUCCAUCCCCGGGACAACACGCAUCAUCCUCGGCCGCGGCGGCGCCCACACCGACUCCUCGUCCUCCUCCCGCCGGCUCUAUGUCGAGUGAUGGUCGGCUUGCCUUGCUGGAUGCUCCCCGCUCUCUCCGGAUCGUCGACGACCGAACCUCCUCUGACCGCAGACCCCCAUUUUCGGCGGAAACCUUCCCAGAGCUAUAGGGCUACAUAUGGAAACUGGGGAUCAGAAUUUUAGGAAAAAGGAAAAUCUACGCGUUUAAUUUUAAUUUCUUUUUUUUCUUCUUCUUCUUCUUUUUUUUUUUUUUUUUUUUUUAGGUUUUUAUCGGUUUUCUCUAUUUGUGUGCGUGUUUGAAAACAGAAAAAAAAAAGCCUGCUCGAUUAAUCAAUUUAUUUUGUUGAGCCUUGAUUUCCCUCACUCCGACGUGUAAAAGGGUUGGUUUGUGGCAUUCUUUUCUUUGAACCCGUUAUAUAUUAUUCCUUUCAGGACUUGAAUCCGUCUCUUUUGUUUCCACUAAUAUGAUAGAUUCCCCUGCUGUCCUUCGUUUUCCUCCCCACUUUAUUAUCUCUCUGCUUUUUUCCCAAAACACACUAGAACAAUAAUAUUAAUAGCCUAAUAAUAGUCUUUAGGGUCUAGAUAUACUUCUGAAUUCUUACUAGUAAACGCAAUGUUGUAACCUCUGACUAAAGUAACUGUAACUCACUGUAACAGACAUAUUGAACUGUUGUACUGUAAGCCUGCCAUCACUCCAGCACCGCGUCGCCCCCCACACCACCACCACCACCUCCUACCAUCUCUGUGCUCCAUUUGAGCUCUCGCUAAUUCAGCUCUGUGCUCAGCUGUAACCUUUACAAAUCAAGAAACAGGCUCUUUUCGCCUUUUUCCUCUCGCAAGGCCUGAAGAGAACAAACCUCAGUUUGCGUCGCGUCCACGUUAGGCUCGUACUCUGCCGCUGUAGGCUUCAGGACAUAAAUACUCCCUCACGGCUCAGAGCUGUGAUUCACUUUUGCUGCUACAUCUGCAGCUGAGGGCCUUCUGAAGGGCUGUCAUCCUCUGCACACCUGAUUUUUCCAAAACAGAUCAAUCUUUCUGGGUGUUCAGAAAGUAAGAACAAACAGAGAGGAGAGACAUCACUGCCUCUUCCUCUCUCUCCCCCCCUACUCUAAAAAGCCAUCCUCAGUUUUUCUCUUGUUUUGGUCCUCACCCAAACGCAACCAUAAGGUUCCUACCGCAUCCUCCUCCUCCUUCUUCCCUCUCCUUCCGCUCGAGUAUAUCCCGUUUUUUCGGUUUGAUUUGGUCCCGCAAAUUUUCAAAUAUUUACUUCCUGUACAUCAAGAGGAAAGGGGGUCCCCCUUUCAUGGAAUGCGGAAACAUGGGUCUGUUCGACCGCGGAGUCCAGAUGCUGCUGACCACGGUGGGAGCCUUCGCGGCCUUCAGCCUCAUGACCAUCGCGGUCGGCACGGACUACUGGCUGUACUCCCGCGGCGUCUGCAGGAGCAAGUCCAUGAGCGAGAACGAGACCAGCAAGAAGAACGAGGAGGUGAUGACCCACUCGGGCCUGUGGAGGACAUGCUGCUUGGAAGGAAACUUCAAAGGGAUGUGUAAACAGAUAGACCACUUUCCCGAGGAAACGGAUUACGAAGCGGACCCGUCUGAGUACUUCUUGCGUGCGGUGCGAGCCUCCAGCAUCUUCCCCAUCCUCAGUGUCAUCCUGCUUUUCAUGGGAGGCCUGUGUAUAGCUGCCAGUGAGUUCUACAAGUCACGCCACAACAUCAUUCUCAGCGCAGGGAUCUUCUUUGUGUCUGCAGGCCUGAGCAACAUCAUCGGGAUCAUCGUGUACAUAUCAGCCAACGCGGGGGACCCUUCAAAAAGCGACUCGAAGAAGAACAGCUACUCGUACGGCUGGUCCUUCUACUUCGGCGCCCUCUCCUUCAUCAUGGCUGAGAUGGUGGGCGUCUUAGCAGUGCACAUGUUCAUCGACCGCCAUCGACAGCUGCGAAUAGGGGCUCGCGCGGCCGACUACCUCCAAGGCUCGGCCAUAACGCGGAUCCCCAGCUACCGCUACCGCUACAGGCGUCGCUCGCGCUCCUCCUCCCGCUCCACAGACCGGUCACAUUCCCGCGACACCUCGCCGGUGGGCCUCAAGGGCUUCAGCGCGCUGCCAUCCACGGAGAUCUCCAUGUACACGCUGCCCCGGGACACGCUCAAGUCCUCCGGCACGCCCACCGCCACCUACAACUCUGAGAGGGACCACAACUUCCUGCAAGUCCACAACUGCAUCCAGAAGGACCUGAAAGACUCGAGCCACACCAACACAGCGAACCGCCGCACCACGCCGGUAUGAGGGAGUCGACACAAGCCAGGCCGGCCCGGCGGAGACCAGGAGACACGGGGAACCUCUGUGGGUGCAGUACGCCCCGGGGAGACGAUGGAUUUCCAUGUUUAUAGACAUUUGUUCUUUUUUGUUCAGCUGCAUGACUUUUCCAUUACAUUUGUUGAGAGAGUUUCAACAAGUCUGCUGUGUUCCUGGAUUUGAAUGGCAGAGCAGCGAGGGUGGGCCAGGUCGUACCGAGAGAGCGAGUUCUGUCAUCUUGUGGGCAGGAGUUUGUUUGUGAGGUUCGGGACACUAAA